Hydatigera taeniaeformis is the source of this 2421-nucleotide messenger RNA. The record is from the annotation of a GenBank genome assembly. NCBI's taxonomy places the organism in Eukaryota, Metazoa, Platyhelminthes, Cestoda, Cyclophyllidea, Taeniidae.
AUGUCCUUAUCGGAUCAUGAUGCUCAACGUAGGGAUAGUAUGAUGACUCAAUUACAAGAACUCUUCGCCCCGCCAACUGCCGAGUCGUUGGGCAAGAAAGGAUUAGUUGGAAUACCCUCAGCUCGGAGAUCUAAAAAACACGAGGUGUCGCAUGUAAAUGAAAUAUCUGCGUCACCUGCAUCUGGGAUUUCACAUAAAGAUGACCCAAUUUGGCGCAAGCCACGGCCAAAUUGCCACGAUUAUUGCGAUAGCUGCAACUGCUCUGAGGGUGACCGACUUGUAUGUGAUCGCUGUCCCGCAAGUUUCCAUCUGGAAUGCCUCGAUCCCCCCUUGGAUUCGCGUGAAGCACCCACAGGACUUUGGUACUGUCAUCGCUGCACAAUGCUUUCUAAGGACGAGGAAGAAAGCAGCUCAUCAUCUAGUUGCCAAAGUAGUGGUGUGGCAUCGAGCAUGGGUACCUCCUCGGGUCGAGCGACCAUAAAGCAGACGGAGGACACGAAUGGUGCAGCGCAACGUCGUCCGGCCGCAGGAGUACCUCGCUCAUUUCUUACCGGACCCUCGUGUCGCUCAAAUGCUGCCGCCGCCGAAGUAGCCGGCUGGCUCACCACUGGUCGACGUACCGCUGCCCUCAAAUCCUCACCUCUCUCUCUUCUCUGGGAUGUUCUCAAAUAUGCCCGCUUCCUCAAUCCCAAAGAGUUUGAAUUACCCAAGGACUUAAUGCCUGGAAUCAAAAUACCAGGUUCGUACAAAACCUUGGCAGAGCGCAAAGCGAAUCCCAUAAUAGAAUUGGAAAAUGGGCAGAUUCCGAGACCUGUUCGGCGAUGUUAUAACUGUGCCAGAACAUGUUUCCACGCUCCUCUUCUUCCUUGUGAUUACUGCACUGCCUGCUUUCACUUGGAGUGUCUGGACCCCCCGUUGGCUCAAUUCCCACCGCGAUCCGAUCGGUGGAUGUGCCCAAUUCAUGCAGAACACACGGUCGACAAGUGUUUGGUUCGGUCAAUUCGUCUCUCAGAGCGCAUUCGUGCAUGGAAUCAGCUGGCAGUAUUCGAUCCCAACCUUUCACUUAAGGCAUCAGCAAGGAAAACUGAUGAUGUUUUUGACGGAGCCUCUCACACUAUCAACUACGGACCUGAAGACGAACGAGCCGUACUCUCCGCCUUCCUCCACAAUGUUCGACGUCGGCGUCUCGAGAUCUGCGCUGCUCAAGAAGUUAUCGGCACCCUCACCCCCAAAUUGUCUGCACUCCGCUCCCUCUCUCCCAUGCCAAUUGUGGUUCCAAGUUCCGUGAAAGCCCUGUAUGAGCGUCCUGUUCGGCGUCUGAUUAGGCUUGAGGAACUCUCACGAAGCGAAUCUCUGUUGGACAAUUCUCUACCUCUGCAUGAAACGGAAAAGCAGAAUUCCGAGGCUUCAGAAUAUGACAAAAAAUUGUUUAUACGGGGUUUGCUGGAAUUUUACCUUCGGGAGUCCACUGAGUCAUGCCAUAUGACCAGUCAGGAUGGGGAAGCUGGUUUUAAGCCCUCCAGUUGUUCGGCAGCAAUAUCUCCUACGCCACUCUCCAUCGGCUCCCAUUCACCGAUCAUUGAGGACCAAAGAAAGGAUGUAUCUCUUGCUGCUAAACUUAAGGACAUACUCUGUGAACUCGACAACAGCACUCCUAAAAGAUGUGGUGAGGUGCCUACGGAAUUGAUGGAUUGUGAGCGUCGUCCUCCUCCCUUCAUGGGUCGUCCUGUCAGCCCUGGGCGAUUUGAAGACUCCCUAGGUGUCACCCUGCCUCCCCUUCGCUUGCCUGGCCGUGCUGUUCUCAUCGCCUGUGCAGGCACCACUGGUCCCUCUGUACCUAUGCCCUAUCGUCAACUUGUCAUUGGCUCAGCACCGGAUUGUCACCUUUGUCUGGCAAACUACCAGUUCUCUAAUAAAGUGCAAUGCCCCAACGUCUCUCCACUUCAUGCCAUUGUAUUUUAUGAUGAGUGGAGUCGGCAUUUCGAGUUGCUCAACUACAGUGAAUUUGGAAGUCAUGUCGAUUCCAUUCCCUUCAAAAAUGACAUCGACGAAAAAGCCGCCUACCGAUGCGAGGCUUCAGGGCUUGUGAAACAUGUGCGCAAUAUAAUUGGGACGGGUAAAAGUGUUGACUCAAGCUCUCAAAACUCAUCAAGAAUGAUAGCGAGAAAUCGGCCUGACAACAAUCACCUCUGUGUUGGACAGGAAAAGGACGCUACCGGUGCUGGCUGGGAGGGCUCAGCAAUUCUUCGCCACGGUUCUUUGCUUCAAUUCGGAUGCUACUCUUUUGUCUUCAGCCUAAUUGACUGGCUCAAGCCGCCCUCGGAGAUCUACGAUGCUGAAAACGCUGACUACGGCAUUUCUGCAGUGGUUGAGAGUGGCGGUGGUGACGAAGACGCUGUCGAAAUGAAGAAAAAAGUUUAA